Aspergillus steynii IBT 23096 is the source of this 1209-nucleotide messenger RNA. Its product is annotated as glutathione-independent formaldehyde dehydrogenase. The transcript has 10 exons. The record is from RefSeq and is a predicted model, not a curated record. NCBI's taxonomy places the organism in Eukaryota, Fungi, Ascomycota, Eurotiomycetes, Eurotiales, Aspergillaceae. Gene Ontology annotation, molecular function: zinc ion binding; oxidoreductase activity. The annotation marks the transcript as partial.
CGACCUCCGACCGGACAAUUUUCAUUCAAUGCGAUCGCACUUCUUUCAUUCAUCACCAUGGCCUCCACGAUGAAAGCACUCAACUAUCUCGGCCCUUACAAGGUGCGCGUGGAAGACGUCGACAGGCCGAAGCUGGAACACCCCGAUGACGUCAUUGUCAAAGUCACCACGGCUGCAAUCUGCGGAUCAGACCUGCACAUGUACGAAGGGCGCACGGCGGCAGAACCCGGGAUUACAUUUGGCCACGAAAACAUGGGUAUUGUGGAGGAACUGGGAGAAGGAGUGACAUUGUUGAAGAAGGGAGACCGCGUGGUGAUGCCAUUCAAUGUGGCCGAUGGCAGAUGCCGCAACUGCGAGCAGGGCUAUACUGCCUUUUGCACAGGGGUCAACCCCGGUUUUGCUGGUGGCGCUUAUGGAUAUGUUGCCAUGGGCCCGUAUCGAGGAGGCCAGGCCCAGUAUAUCCGUGUUCCAUAUGCCGACUUCAAUGCGCUUCUACUACCCCCGGGAACGGAGCAUGAGGCCGACUUUGUUCUUCUUGCUGAUAUCUUUCCAACAGGCUGGCAUGGCGUGGAAAUCUCUGGCUUCAAAUCCGGAGAAAGCAUCGCGGUUUUCGGUGCUGGUCCCGUAGGUCUCAUGGCCGCGUACUCUGCCACCUUGCGCGGAGCGUCUCGCGUGUUCGUUGUCGACCGAGUCCCUGAGCGACUCGCUGCGGCUCAGAAGAUCGGCUGCAUUCCCAUUGACUUCACCACCGUGAAUACCGUGGAGGAGAUUAUCCGUCUGAACGGCGGAAUGGUCGAUCGGUCUGUCGAUGCGGUGGGUUACCAAGCUGUUGACAAGAGUGGUUCAUCAGAGAAGCCCAACAUUGUGCUGGAGAACAUGAUUAGUGUCACGCGGGCCUGUGGCGGCAUGGGGAUCCCGGGACUAUAUGUGCCUAGUGACCCAGGGGCUUCCGACGAGGCCUCCGCCAAGGGCGCCAUCAGUCUCAGCUUCGGAAAGCUCUUUGAAAAGGGAUUGUCGUUAGCCACGGGUCAAUGCAAUGUCAAGGCCUAUAACCGAUACCUGCGGGAUAUGAUUGUGGCCGGCAAGGCCAAGCCGAGCUUUGUGAUUUCCCAUGAGAUCGCGCUGGAUGAUGCCGAGAUUGCCUAUCACAAGUUCGACAAGAGGGAAGACGGGUACACCAAGGUCAUCAUCCAUCCCAAUGGCGGUUUU